Molecule: messenger RNA, 228 nt
Organism: Letharia columbiana
Lineage: Eukaryota; Fungi; Ascomycota; Lecanoromycetes; Lecanorales; Parmeliaceae
Exons: 4
Coding region: 1-228 (75 amino acids)
Biological process (GO): tRNA transcription by RNA polymerase III; transcription by RNA polymerase II; transcription by RNA polymerase I
Cellular component (GO): RNA polymerase I complex; RNA polymerase III complex; RNA polymerase II, core complex
Molecular function (GO): DNA-directed RNA polymerase activity; zinc ion binding; DNA binding
Source: RefSeq, a predicted model, not a curated record
AUGAUCAUUCCUGUCCGCUGUUUCUCGUGCGGCAAGGUGAUUGGGGAUAUGUGGGAGAGCUACCUUAGGAUGCUAGACGCAGGCAUCGCAGAUGGCGAUGCCAUGGACAAGCUGGGAUGCAAGCGUUUUUGUUGCCGGCGCAUGAUCAUGACACACGUGGAUUUGAUCGAGAAGCUGCUCAAAUACGAUCCCUCGGAGCGAGCUAGACUGAAAGCUCAGGGAACAUGA